CCUUUUCGACCUGCAGCUGUGGACCUGAGCAAAAUACUUGCUGCGAUCCUCAGAGUUUGACCGGCCUCACGGAUUUUGCAAAAGGUCUCUGCUCCAGCAAACAAGAGAAAUGCCACCACACUUAAGGAUAUUUUUCUUGCUGGCUUUAAUGAACCAAGCAGAGGCUAAGAGACACCAGAACAUUAAUCAAGAUCUGCCACCACAACUCCAAAAAAUUGUGGAAGAAGUCACAGCUGGAAAGUAUCUCAAUGCCCUCCUCGAUAUACUUCAUUACCAAAGUACUAAUAUGUGGACAACAGAACUCCUGAACAAAGCCUUGGCAUAUUUCCAUGCUCAGAAUGUUAUAAUUACUUACAGCAACAUACAGGUUUCUGUUAAAAACUAUCUGGAAAACCUAUUAUACCACCCCAAAGUGCUGCUGUCUGAGUUUCAACAAAUGAAUCGUCAACGUUUUGAGACUGCAAUGAAAUACCUCUUUGGCAACAAGCAGGACUAUUUGGAGCUGGGGGACAUUGUUAUUGACCUGGUGGCGAUAAGAGAGAAAAUUCUCCAAAGUCCAGGAGGAAACAGAACCUUGUUCCUUAUUACUUUGGAGAGGUGCUUUCUAACUUUGAACCCUGCAGAAUGUGUGGACAUAUUAAGCCAGAUCCUUCGGUCAUCUUCAAUAAUGUAUCUCCAAGUCCACACCAUAUUGAACCUUCCCAAAGAUCUUCAGGAAGAUGCAUUUCGAAACCUAUCCUCAGUUUUCAAAGAUCUAUAUGACAGAAUAACAGCAAGUUCACAAAGGGCUCUAUAUGACUGGAUGAUGCGGAUCCUACAAAAAUCCUACAAUAGCAGUGAUUCAGAAAAUUUCACUUCAUGGGUGAGUGCAGAAAACCUCUGGAUUCUGGGAAGAUAUAUGGUUCAUCUCCCAUUGGAAGAAAUCAGGAAAAUUAGCCCUUAUGAAAUGAGAUUGUUCAUCAGUUAUGACAAUGCAACAAAGCAACUAGAUACCGUGUACGAUAUCACACCAGAUCUUGCACAAGCUUUCUUGGAAAGAAUAAACGCAUCAGGAUUUGAUAUGAGAAACACAUCAACGCUUCACAGAUUGGGCUUGUUGGUUUGUUUUUACAAUGACCUGCUACAGAUGGAGGCCAGCGUGGCUCGGGUUUUACUUCACCAAAUGAUUAAAUGCAACCAGCUAAGACGGUUCCAAGCUGACAUUCAGAAGCUCAAAUCCCAGCUGCUUGAUGUUGCGAUGCAUAACCAGACGUUGAAUGACACCCUUGGCUCACUCUCGGAUGCAGUCGUAGGACUGAGUACCAGCCAGCUGGAAUCUCUCUCCCCUGAGGCUGUGCACAAUGCAAUGCCAACGUUAAACCAAGUUUCUGGAUGGGCAAAAAGCCAAAUCAUUAUUUUAUCCAGCAAAUAUCUGAUGUAUGAAAAGAAUGGCUCAGUCAUCAGUGAAUAUGACAUCGACCUGAUUGGCAACCUCAUCUGCCAUUUACCUCCAACCUUCAUUUGUGAAGGAAUAUCGCUGGAGACGAUAGUAACAGCCCUUCACCAAUUUAGACAAUGCCAACAUCUCAGCUAUGAACAGAAGAUGGAAAUUAAACAUAGGCUGAUUGAUUUGUAUGGUUCCCCAAGAAACUGGACAGCUGAAACAACACAAGACAUCGGACCUUUUAUCGCUCUUUUGCCAAAAGCUGAAUUGAACAUCCUUGUUGAAAAGUUUCCUGAUAUCAUAUCAGAAAUAGCAUCAAAGAAAUCUGGACCAGUUCCUCUAUCAGAAGAGCUCUUGUUGGCUUAUUUUGAAUGUGUUCGCAACACAAGCAUCCCGUUUAAUGCACCAAAUUUAACCCUUGAUUGUGCAAAGGUUGUCCCUCCUUCCUCAGAAGAGAUUAUAAAAUUAUCAGAAGCAAAUAUGUUUUGGUCAGUUGAGGAAUUAAUCUGCAUGGACCCAGGCACUUUCAGCAAGACGGUGGAACUCCUUGGUUCCGUCUGCACUUUCAAUGCAUCUCAGCUUGCUGCACUAAAAGAGAAAGCUAAGCAGGUCUGGGGCCCAUUGACAAGCUGGAAGAAUUAUCACAUCGUUUCUCUUCGACGCAUCGCUAUAGCACUAAAUGAGACAGAGAUUGAAGCUCUGGAUUUGAGUUCAAUUGAUACCAUUGCUGCCCUUAGUGAGCAAACAGAAUGGGACCCUUUGCAGGCCAGGUCCAUUUUACAGAGCUUUCUGGAAGAUUCAGGCCAAGCGAUGGACGCUUUGAAAAGUUUUGAUCUGGCAGGACUCGGUUCUGCUCUUUGCGCUCUGAAUGCCACAGAGAUUGCAGCCAUAAAUGCAACUGAAUUCAGUGCUGUCGUUGCAAGGAUUGGUUCUUUGCCAUGUAAUGCAAGUGUCCUGGAAGGCUUUAAAAAGAAGGCAGAGUCUGUGUUUGGAAUUGCCACAGCCUGGGACAGAGCUGUCUUACAGGAGAUUGGUACCAUUGCAGCGGGUUUAAAUGACACUGAAUUAAAAGCUAUCGAUAAAGAAUUGAUGCCUUACUUCCACCCCAGAGCAAUAAAAUGUAUCCCUGAUGAAAUGUUCAAAGAACUGACUCCAGAGCAAAUAGCCAGUCUUGGCCCUGCAAAUGCAGCCAUGGUGACAGAAUCACAGCGCCAACAUCUAAAUGAGCUGCAGCUUCAGAGUCUUGAACAGGCGCUAGAUGGAGCCAGAAGAAGCAUUGACACGUCUCCAUUUGGUGAAAGUACCAUCAAACCAACAUACACUUCUGUUCUGAGUGGUGCUCCUUUUCCCUGUAGUUUAAGUCUUUGGGUGCUUCCAGUGUUCAUCUUGUACUUGGCAUCCAUGGCCCUUGUUUAGGAGAGCUACAACUGAUGUGGACAGAGAAGGAAAGCCUCUUAGGAAAGCCUACUGAUGCAGAGAAAAUAUUUUGUGCCUCUCCAAGAACUGCAGUAGUUGUGAGUCCCAGCAUUGCAUUUAAGUGAGUCCCAGAAAUGCAUCUAAGCAGUAUUUCUUAGCUUCUUAAUUGUCCAAACUUCAAGAUGUGUUGAUGGCCAUUGAUUGCUGCUGAGACACUGCAGAAUCAAAUUAAACAUUCAUAGAAGAAGGUCAAUAGCUUUUAGAUGAAGAUAUUGAUAAAUCGUGAAGUGCAGGGGCUCAUCAUGACAAGCCCUAUAACCGUGUCCCCAAAGAGGUUCCAAAAAUGCAAGCAGCCAUAUUGAUCCACGCCAACAAACCAGUCUAGCUGUUUUCACCUUCACCAGGAACAAGCUUUUGGUAAACUAUAUGGAUCUCGAUUGCCCAUUCAAGACCCAGACUCCUACCAUCUAUUCUCCAAAUCAACUACCCAUCUGUAAUUCAAUGUUCCUCUUUUUCUACAGCCUUCUAUAUUAUAAAGCAUCAUUGCAUUUUCUAAUAAAUCAUGUCUUCUCAUGAUAGAUCCAAAGUAUCUAUUAUGAUAGACCCUUUAGUCAUUUUGUCUUCUAGGGAGAAUUCAAGUUUGAUUUGCUCUUAGACCCAUUUAUUUGUCUUUUUGACAGUCCAGAGUAUCUGUCCUCCAGCAUCACGUUCCAAAUGAAUUUAUUCUCUUCCUAUCAGCUUUCUUCGUUCUCUAGCUUUCAUAACCAUACAUAGACAUUGGAAAUACGAUGACAUGGACAAUCCAGAUUUCAGCAAGAAACCAUAUAUAUAUUUAGACUUGAAGGUCUGGUCUAGUUUCUUCAUACCUGUCCUUCCAAGUCCUAGUCUUCUUCUGAUUUCUUGGUUUCAUUCUGAUUUAUGACUUGAGGCAAAAUAUGGGAAAUCUUUUAACUGUUUCAAUAUCUUCAUUGUCUAUCUUAGAGUGAUGUAAAUCAUUUAUGGUCAUGAUUUUUGUUUUCUUGAUGUUCAGUUGUAACCCUGCCUUUGCACUUUCUUCCUUGACUAUCUUCAACAAUUGUUCCAAGUCUUUGCUAUUUUCUGCUAGUAGUAUGGUGUCAUCUGGGUAUUUUAUAUUGUUGAAUGUCUUCCUCUGACCCUUCCUCCGAGUCUAAUUCUGCUUUUCAUACAAUCCAUUCAGGGUACAGGUUAAAUAGAAAAGGAGAUGAAAUGCAGCCUUGCCUGACCCCUUUCACCAACGGGAAACCGCCCUGUUUCUCCAUAUUCUGUCUUGACAAUGGCAUCUUGCCCUGAAUACAGGUUACGCAUCAGGACAAAAGGAGUGGCACACCCAUUCCUUUAAAGAGCAAUCCAUACUUUUCCAUGAUCUGUGCAGUCAAAUGCAUUGCUAUAUACCCUAUAAAGCACAGGCUGAUAUUCCUCUGGAGUGGCUCACAGAUGUAUAGGGAUGCUAAGAAUAGCCUCACUUUCAAAGUAUUAUAAAAAUGUAAGCGAUCUUGUGGCACCUUUGAGACUAACUAAAGAAA
Messenger RNA from Sceloporus undulatus (fence lizard), 4383 nucleotides. RefSeq names its product otoancorin (gene OTOA). The transcript has 24 exons. The record is from RefSeq and is a predicted model, not a curated record. NCBI's taxonomy places the organism in Eukaryota, Metazoa, Chordata, Lepidosauria, Squamata, Phrynosomatidae. Gene Ontology annotation, cellular component: cell surface. Bases 110 to 2839 code for a protein of 909 amino acids. Gene Ontology annotation, biological process: cell-matrix adhesion.